Messenger RNA from Stylonychia lemnae, 828 nucleotides. The record is from the annotation of a GenBank genome assembly. NCBI's taxonomy places the organism in Eukaryota, Ciliophora, Spirotrichea, Sporadotrichida, Oxytrichidae.
AUGAAUUCAAUGAAAAAACUAAUUCUAUAUCUGGGGAACCGUUGGAGGCUUAAGAUCCAUGCUAAAGAAAUCAUUGCCUUUACUUUUUAAAGAUUUUAUUUGUGCUGUCUGAAGAAACGAGGUAAGGACCGUCCUAUGUUAUGGAGAAAAAUCAAUUUGUAUAAUUAGGGUGUUAAUAUGAUUAGUGAAGAGUUUGAUGCAGUCAAUUUCAUUGAUAAAAUGAGAAAACUGGAUCUUUUUCUAUCUCUAUUCCUGAAUAAAAACUAGAAUUUUCUCCUCAAAUUUUAAAAGAAGCAUCUCAUAUAAAGUAAUGAUUUGUUGUCUAGCGAUGAGGAAGACAAGAGUAGUUUCAAUCAGUUUAUUAGGAAAUAUACAUAAUCUAACUAUUAAAAAAAUUAACCAAAGUAAUAUGAAAGAAAGCUUGAGGACAUUUUGAAUGUUUAUACUAAACUCGACGAGAUUCCCCUUCUUGAUAAAAAGAUUAUUAAUGGAUUAUUAACUAAAAAGCCCUUAGAUAUUUUGGAGAGGACAUCAAAUUCAUCUCAACAAAAGAAGGAGGUUAAAAGUAAUAGAGCAUCUGGAUAUGAAUUCAAUAAAUAUUAAAUAGGAUCUCAGCAAAACUCAAACAGAAAAAGACUAUUAAAAGAUAAAAAAUUCUCUUUAGGAUUUAUUCAUAGGCAAAUCUUUGAAGGAAAAAGUAGGUCAGCCUAGCAAGUUGCUGAAGUAAGCAAGCCAAAAUAAUUCAAAAAGAGAAGUCAUAAUGAUAUUACUUUAAAGGCAAAGAAAAUUACUACCGGACUAAAAGAGAUUAUUUUAACGAAAGAAUGA